CCUCUGCACGUAACUUUAACUGCAGCUCAGUCAGCUAACGUGAUUGACAGCAGUGGACAGGAGCGGAGACGAUGGCGUUACUCCCGGACUUUUCCAUCGAGACGUGGACUUUAAUCGUGUUUCUCGUUGGCCUCAUCUUAGCAUAUGGAUAUGCUCCGUAUGGCCAUUUCAAGAAUCUAGGCAUCCAAGGACCCAAGCCUCUGCCCUUCAUUGGGACAUUUCUGGGCUACACCAAGGGCGUCCAAUACUAUGAUAUGGAGAACUUUCAGAAGUACGGCAGGAUGUGGGGGCUGUAUGACGGUCGAAUGCCUCUCCUGGCUGUGAUGGACACCAGUAUGAUCAAAACCAUCCUGGUGAAGGAGUGUUAUUCUGUCUUCACCAACAGACGGGAUUUGGGCCUGAAUGGACCUUUACGUGACGCUGUGUCAAUCACAGAGGACGAGAAAUGGAAGAGGAUUCGCAGUGUGCUCUCUCCGUCAUUCACCAGUGGCCGACUGAAAGAGAUGUACACAAUCAUGUUGAAGCACUCGGAUAACAUGAUGAGGAGUCUUCACAAGACAGUGGACAGUGAUGAUGUCAUAGAGGUGAAAGAAGUAUUUGGACCUUAUAGUAUGGAUGUUGUGACCAGCACUGCUUUCAGCGUGGACAUCGAUUCCAUCGAUCAUCCGAAUGAUCCUUUUGUGACAAACAUUAAGAAAAUGGUCAAAUUCCAAUUUCUGAAUCCUUUGUUAUUGCUUAUCAUUCUGUUUCCAUUCUUGAGCCCACUUCUUGAGAAGAUGGAUGUGUCAUUUUUCCCCGCUGAGACACUUAAAUUCUUCUACAGCUUUCUGAAAAUAGUCAAAUCAGAUCGGAAAAAGGACGACCACAAGAAUCGAGUGGACUUCAUGCAGUUGAUGGUUGACUCUCAAAAUGCAGAAGACAACGCAAACGACCAAAGUUCCCAAAAAGGGCUGACUGAUGAUGAAAUCCUUGCUCAGGCCAUGAUAUUCAUCUUUGCUGGUUUCGAAACCACCAGCAGCACACUCAGCUUUUUAUCCUAUUGCCUGGCAACCAACCCUGACACCCAGAGGACCUUGCAAGAGGAGAUUGACGAAACCUUCCCAAAUAAGGCGCAGCCAACCUACGAAAGCCUGAUGCAGAUGGAGUACCUGGACAUGGCUGUGAAUGAGUCAAUGAGGCUUUACCCUAUUGCUGGUCGCUUGGAGAGAAUGACAAAGACAUCUGUUGAAGUGAACGGCGUGACCAUACCUAAGGGAACCAUCAUCAUGGUACCAAUUUACGUUCUCCACCGUGACCCUGCCUUGUGGCCCGAGCCUGAGGUCUUCAAGCCUGAAAGGUUUAGCAAAGAGAACAAAGACAACAUUGAUCCUUACGCCUUCCUCCCCUUUGGAUCCGGCCCGAGGAACUGUAUUGGCUUGCGAUUUGCUAUGCUGAUGAUGAAGCUCGCUGUUGUGAAGGUCCUUCAGGACUUUAGCUUUGAGACCUGCAGGGAGACACAGAUUCCAAUGGAGCUUGGAACCGACGGGUUUACUUCACCCAAGGUCCCCAUUAAACUGAAGCUGGUGCCCAGAGGAUAAACGCUGUCCAUUCUCCUCCAGUUUGUUCUCUGUAACCUGAACAAUAUGAUUCUGGUUCAAUUGAUUUUAAUCUUAAACUCGAAUUAUGCAAUGCAAUGAUGUAAUCACUUUUUUUGCCCCCCAAAGCAAAAGAAUGGUCUAACUCAUUCGUCUGUGAAGUUGAAGAAAACGAGAGUAAAUGAGACAUUACGCUGACAAUACUGAUCAAUAAGUAGGUUACCUAGUCCAGCUUUUACGUGCCAGUUUAUGCUGCUUUGAGGUUCUCUUACAAAAUAAAGUAGUCUCUACUAAGUGCAUUAACAAACAGCUCAUUUAAUCAAAAUGCAGUCCCUUAGCUCGAUGCUGAUUGAGUCAUGCUUCAGUGCUGAAAUCUACAUACAUGUACCAAACUAACACUAAACUAACUUUGUGUCGUUCUGAUUUACUGACUUGACUGUUUUGUUUUACUGUAUCAGACAACAGAAUGUACUAUGAUGCUAUGUUGUGAGAGCUCCACGACUCUGCCCAUUACCCGUGUACUGCACUAUUACAACGCACUAUAUUUUCUCA
Solea solea (common sole) is the source of this 2126-nucleotide messenger RNA. RefSeq names its product cytochrome P450 3A40-like. The record is from RefSeq and is a predicted model, not a curated record. Gene Ontology annotation, molecular function: heme binding; steroid hydroxylase activity; iron ion binding. The coding region runs from base 72 to 1577 and encodes 501 amino acids. NCBI's taxonomy places the organism in Eukaryota, Metazoa, Chordata, Actinopteri, Pleuronectiformes, Soleidae. The transcript has 13 exons.